AAAAAAAAUAUGUCAUAACAAUAAUAUUAGGACAUUUUUCUAACCUAGAUACGAAGGGAAUUCAAUCCACUACCUUAGAUAUUUCUGAAGUUCAUUUAAACUCGUGUGUCUUUUGUUAAGUUAUUUUUAUUCACAUCAAAUAUGACUACUAUUUCAAGUGAAGAUGUAAUCAAGGAGAAAAUACUCAACGUAGCUAAAAAGAAUCCCAAAGGUAUUUCUGAUAAAGAUAUAACAGCGGCAAUCCCUGAACUUUCAACAGGUGAACGCAUUGCAGUUAUCAACAAACUUUUACAGCAAGGUUCUAUCGACUUGUUUAAUCAAGGUGGUUCUCUAAUUUAUAGAUUAAAAAUACAAACCAAUAAACAAGCAGUCAAAGGUGCAGAUAAUGAAGAGAAAGUUGUUUUCAAUUUGAUUGAAGAGGCUGGUAACAAAGGUAUCUGGAUUCGGGAUAUUAGAGUUCGGUCAAACUUGGCUAACACACAACUAAAUAAAGUUUUAAAAAGUUUGGAAAGCAAGAAACUUAUAAAAGCUGUAAAAUGUGUCAAUGCUUCCAAGAAAAAAGUUUAUAUGCUUUACAACUUAGAACCAGACAGAUCAAUCUCAGGAGGAGCUUGGUACCAGGAUCAAGACUUUGAGUCCGAGUUUGUAGAUGUUCUGAAUCGGCAGUGUUUUAAAUUCCUACAGCAAAGGGCAGAUAAAAUAAAAAACAAUCCCCAAGGACCAAUUGUAGGCAGGACCCAAUCUUAUGCAACUGCUGCUGAAGUACAAAAAUAUAUAACUGAUUUAGGUAUAAGUAAUGUAAAACUAGAGGUUGAAGAUGUGAUAACAAUAUUGAAUACUUUAGUUUAUGAUGGUAAAGCAGAAAGCAGUAUUUAUCCAGAUGGAAGCAAAGUGUACAGAGCAAUAGAGCCUCUCCUACCCACCACAGGGCUGGUGCAAGUACCAUGCGGAGUGUGCCCACUUAUUCACAAGUGCACCACAACAGGACUUGUAAAUCCCCAAGAUUGUGUAUAUAUCAAUGAGUGGCUUGAAUAGUAAAUUGUUUGUAAAAUUA
This is a messenger RNA of Amyelois transitella, 1054 nucleotides long. It is a transcript of the gene Polr3F, whose product is annotated as DNA-directed RNA polymerase III subunit RPC6. Bases 142 to 1035 code for a protein of 297 amino acids. The record is from RefSeq and is a predicted model, not a curated record. Gene Ontology annotation, biological process: transcription by RNA polymerase III. Gene Ontology annotation, cellular component: RNA polymerase III complex. NCBI's taxonomy places the organism in Eukaryota, Metazoa, Arthropoda, Insecta, Lepidoptera, Pyralidae. The transcript has 4 exons.